GUUGAAAGUCAAGUUAACUGUUCUUGAUUGAUUUGAUUUUCAGUAGAUUUUUUAUGUGUCCUCAAGAAUCGUUAAGUAGGUCGUAAAAAUUCACAAUGAUAAUAGGACAUGAAGACAAGGGUGGACAUGGUGCUUUAAUAUGUGCUUUGAAGAAUCCUGGACUGUAUCAGUCGGUUUCCGCUUUUGCCCUAAUCGCUAAUCCAUUGGGUUGUCCUUGGGGUCAAAAGGCUUUUAAAGGUUACUUAGGGGACAAUCAGAAAUUAUGGAAACAAUGGGACUCUACCUAUCUGGCUAAAACGUACUCCAGCGGUCCAAUAGAGUUAUUCAUAGAUCAAGGCUGCAACGAUAACUUCUUAAAGGAAAAACAGUUGCUGCCUGAAAAUCUGUUACAAGCAGCAUCGAGUAAUGACCAUUUGCAAACAAUUUACAAACAACGUGCGGAAUAUGAUCACAGUUACUAUUACAUAGCAACGUUUAUGGCGAGCACAUCCGCAUUCAUUUUCAUAGUGAUGCAAAAUGACGUGAAUGCUAAAGCAUACAAAUUUUAAAGCCAAUUUUUGUUCAUUUAAUUUCAUGUAACUAAUAUACAUUUCAAAGUAAUGACCAAUUGAUUCAUUAAGUACUUUCUUAUUUUUUUUAAUUUUCUCCGUGUAUUUACAAUUUACAAUUAUAUGUAUAAUCAGAUUUUGGAUAUUACAACUACUUUCAAAAAUGAUUGCCUGUCUAUUUUUGCGGCUUCUUGAAAGAUAUAUUUCUUCUGAUUGAGUUGGAAAAGAAAAACUUACACGGCGGGAAAGUUUUAUCCCAGGUAAGCACUCGAUAUCUUCGAGCAUUUGCUUAGUGGGAGACAUGGGAUCAGGCAAUUCUAUUUGUUCAAAGAAGCAGUCCGGUUGCCUGCAUUU
Messenger RNA from Glossina fuscipes, 902 nucleotides. RefSeq names its product S-formylglutathione hydrolase-like. Gene Ontology annotation, molecular function: S-formylglutathione hydrolase activity. The transcript has a single exon. The record is from RefSeq and is a predicted model, not a curated record. The coding region runs from base 96 to 548 and encodes 150 amino acids. Gene Ontology annotation, cellular component: cytosol. Gene Ontology annotation, biological process: formaldehyde catabolic process. NCBI's taxonomy places the organism in Eukaryota, Metazoa, Arthropoda, Insecta, Diptera, Glossinidae.